AUGGUAGACAGUUCACACUCCUCUGGAUCUGCAGCAGCUGGCGUGUCUGUGUGUUUCUCUCGCUGCAGGAGCGUUCAGGAUGUUGAGAAGCCUCAGAUCUCGUCCUGCAGUAAAGGAGACGCGUCCCAACACUACCGCAGCUCACCCAGUAACCAGUCGUCCUCCAGCGACCCGGGACCCUGCGCAAGCACCAGCUGGAACCAGCAGCCGGGAUACGACGGGUGUCAGUCUCCUGUGCUCCACGAGUGCUCGGCUGAAGCCCAGGGCAUGCUGGGAGACGGGGAGAUGCUGAGGGAGAGAGAGCCGACUCUCGAGAGGACACGCUCUGCAGAGGCGAAGUGGCACGUCCCUUCCACCAAGAUCCAGGGCGGCGAUAAGAACUCCAGCCACUCCAGCAGUAACACUCUGUCCAGCAACGCCUCCAGCAGUAACAGUGAUGAGAAGCACUUCGGCUCCGGGGACCUGAUGGAUCCAGAGAUGCUGGGUCUCACCUACAUCAAAGGAGCCUCCACAGACAGCGGCAUUGACACCGCGCCCUGUAGCAUGACCCCGGGGGUCGCCAGUGCGUCUGUGGCCCGCGUCAUGCUCCAGGGUCACGGGGUGUCUGAUCCGGGACACCCUUGGACACCGGAACUGACAGAAGAAGGGUCCACGGAGGAAGACCACGGCAGGUUGUACUUUCCCCAGAGCUACGGCGCAGCUCUUGCCCCCGGACACGCGCCCGCGGACGGGAGUAUGGGAGACCUGAGCGAGACCUCGUCUCAUUCUAGUGGAGCCGAGAGCUUGUUGUCUUUCCUUCUGAAGGCUCUAGCCGAGCGGUCCAGUAUUAUUAAGGAUAUUCCAGAAGAACUGAAGCUGUGCAUGGAAAUGUCUGUCAUUGUUUUCCCUGUGGACACCUGUCAGCCCAAGGCUGAGCCUGAGUCUGGGUCUGUGGCGGUGGCGGCGGCGGGCAGCCCGUCUCCGCGGCGUUCCCUGUACCGGACUCUCUCAGACGAGAGCGUGUGCAGUAACAGGAAGGGGUCGUCCUAUGCCAGCUCGCGGAGCUCCAUGCUGGACCAGGCCAUGCCCAACGACAUCCUGUUCAGCAGCACUCCACCCUACCACAGCACCCUGCCCCCCCGCAUCAGCCUCAGCCAGCCCACAUCUAACCUCAAGAAUGAGUUCUGGUUCUCUGACAGCUCGCUGGCCGACCGCUCGAAGUUCAGCGACCCGGGUCUCAUGCCUCUGCCGGACACCGCCACGGGCCUGGACUGGUCUCACCUCGUGGACGCCGCCAGAGCCUUUGAAGACCAGCGCGUGGCCUCGUUCUGCACCAUGACGGACAUGCAGAGAGCCGAAGCGCUGCAGAUCUCGCGUGAGCUCACCAGACGCGUGGCAGCCGCUGAGGGAGCUGCACUGGAGGCCGGCGAUACGUCUCCAGCCACGCUGACGGGUAAAGUCAAUCAGCUGGAGGUCAUCCUGAGACAGCUGCAGUAUGACCUGAAGAAGGUAAACUGUCCCGUCCUGAUGGAAAACAAUAACGGUUAUUUAGGUUCACCAUAGAUGAU
Molecule: messenger RNA, 1547 nt
Organism: Sinocyclocheilus grahami
Lineage: Eukaryota; Metazoa; Chordata; Actinopteri; Cypriniformes; Cyprinidae
Gene: sipa1l2
Product: signal induced proliferation associated 1 like 2
Exons: 11
Coding region: 1-1542 (513 amino acids)
Source: RefSeq, a predicted model, not a curated record